Messenger RNA from Plasmodium cynomolgi strain B, 936 nucleotides. Its product is annotated as methyltranserase. The record is from RefSeq and is a predicted model, not a curated record. The transcript has 2 exons. Lineage: Eukaryota; Apicomplexa; Aconoidasida; Haemosporida; Plasmodiidae. The coding region runs from base 1 to 936 and encodes 311 amino acids.
AUGUGCCCGCUGUGGAAGAACCCCAUAUCGAAAUUGACAAAUGUUAUCUCAAUUAAAAACUUGUGUGCAGAGCAGGAAAAUCCGUUUUUGUUGCAAAUUAGGGACUACGAAACGUCCGAAAAAAAGCGACUGUGUUCAUUUUAUGGCCCCCUCCAAAUUUGCAAAUCAGGAAAUAUGAGACCUUUCUUCGAUUCCGACAUUGUGGUCAAUUUUACCCUUUCGGAAGAAGCAGUACAAAAUGAGAAGAAAAUUAUUGAAAGCAAUCGGCGCGUUUUGCGCGAGUGCCAGAAGGAGAAACUGAUAAGUGAGGGGAAAAAGAACUGGGAUAAGUUUUACCAUCAUUACAAAACCAAUUUUUUUAAAGAUAGGAAGUGGAUAAGAAUCGAGUUCGACCACAUCUUCAGGGGAGAGACGUCCAUAGAUGAUGAGCAGACUGGGGAUGCCAUGCAAGACGGUGGGGAAGGCGCAACACAAGUGGAGAGUACGAAGGAGAAGAAGCUCGUACUCGAAAUCGGAUGCGGAGUCGGAAAUACGUUAAUACCGCUACUAAUGCAGUACGAACAUUUAAACUGCGUCGGGAUAGACUUUUCGAAAAAUGCAAUAAAUCUGCUGAAUGAGAAGUGGAACCGGGUGGUCAGUUUGAAUGAGCAGUUGAAGGGAGCGGCGAGCGAAGGGACAAGUAAUGGGUGCGGCAACGAGGUAUGCAAAGAGGAAAACAACGGGUGCGGCAACGAGGUAGGCAAGGAGGCAAACAGCAGGGGAGGUAACGAGGUGGGCAAAGAGGAAAACAACGGGUGUGGUAACGAGGUAGGCAAAGAGGCAAACAACAGGGGCGGUAACGAGGCAAACAACAGGGGCGGCAACGAGGCAAACAACAGGGGCGGCAACGAGGCAAAGAGGAAACGGAGAACAACCGGACGAAUGCCGCUGAAGUGA